AUGUUUAUCCUAACUAAGAUCAGGGAUCUGGUUCGAAUCCCACCUGAUCAAUUCCGAAGGGAUACUAUAUCUGCAACAAAACACCAAUUGAAUAAUAAAUUUGCUAACAAAGUGAUCCCACAUGUUGGGCUUUGCAUUACAGUUUAUGAUUUGCUAGCGGUAGAUGAAGGUCAACUGAAGCCAGGGGAUGGAGCAGCAUAUAUUAACGUUACUUUUAGAGCAUUAGUUUUCAAACCAGUUGUUGGUGAAAUUAUUACAGGCUGGAUAUCCAAAUGUACAGCAGAAGGAAUAAAGGUUUCUCUUCUUGGUUUGUUUGAGGAUAUAUUUAUUCCAAAAAAUAUGCUGUUUGAUGGUUGCUAUUAUUCGGUGGAAGACACUGCAUGGGUUUGGCCAAUGGACGAAGAGACAAAAUUGUAUUUUGACAUUAAUGAAAAGAUCCGUUUUAGAAUCGAACAAGAGAUAUUUCUCGAUGUGAAGCCUAAAUCACCAAAGGAGAGAGAGCUGGAGGAGCAGGCGAAGGAGAAGGAAGACUUAACUGAAGAAGAAAGAAGGAAGUUUGAAAAGCCUCCAGCCUAUGCAUUAGUUGGCAGUUGUCAGACAGACGGCAUGGGUCUAGUGAGCUGGUGGGAAUAA
Molecule: messenger RNA, 633 nt
Organism: Eremothecium sinecaudum
Lineage: Eukaryota; Fungi; Ascomycota; Saccharomycetes; Saccharomycetales; Saccharomycetaceae
Gene: RPC25
Product: DNA-directed RNA polymerase III subunit RPC25
Exons: 1
Coding region: 1-633 (210 amino acids)
Biological process (GO): transcription initiation at RNA polymerase III promoter; DNA-templated transcription
Cellular component (GO): RNA polymerase III complex
Molecular function (GO): DNA binding; DNA-directed RNA polymerase activity
Source: RefSeq, a predicted model, not a curated record